AUGAAAUAAGAGACUUUGAGUAAUUCAACAACUUAUAUAAUGGGAAGUUCAUAAUAAACUUAAUUACUUGAUGAAAUAGAAAAAUAUAAUUGUUUUUGGAAAUAAGAAAUAAUAUUGAGUGAUUGUGAAGAAUAAUUUGUUUAAAUAGCAUCUGAUGAUGAUAGAGAUUGUGCUGCAAUGAUUAAUUUUGGAAAAGCACUUAAUAUCCAACCAAAAGAUAUUUCAUAGAUAACAGAAAUCUUAAACUAUUUAGAUACUCCUUAAUUAAAGAUGACUUCUUUAUAGAGUCCUUAAAAUGUUUUGAAUUAUUUUCUGCCUAGUAGUUUUGUAUCUACAUUAACAGAAAUGAUCAAUCAUUAUCUGUUAAUGGUUUUAUAAGAAGAUCUAAAAUAAUAACAAUAAACUCAAUAAAUUUAUCAUAAGAAGAAAUAUAAAGAAGCUGAGAUUUAAUUUUAUUUAGGUUUACAAAUUUUAUUUGGAGUUUAUAGAUUUCCAUCUUUGGAUGACUAUUGGAAUGCUGAAUCAUGGUUAAAAGGUGGAGUUGAAGUUACUAUGCCAAUAGGUAGAUUUAAAUUUGUAGAUCUUCAUAUUUUUUCAUACUUUGAUGAAUUAUAAAGAGCAAAAUUAUAAUUGGAAGUAAGUAAAUUUUCAAAGAAGUUGAAAUCACUUUAUAAUCCUGAUUAAGAAUUAAUUGUUGUUGAAUAAAAUCAGAAAGCAUACAGAGCAUAUUAUAUAUUUGAUUAUGAUAGUUCUUAAAUUAUAGAUUUAUUGGUUGUGUGUAAUAAUGUAAAAAAUGAAGACAGAAUAAAUAGGGUAAUGAGAAUGCUUUACAAAUAUUCUAAUCAAAAUCAUGUUACUUAUAUAUUAUUUGAUUUGAGCUUAGAAAAGAUAAUUCAAUUAGUGGAUCAAUCAAUAUAUCCAGUUAUUCGUUAUUAAAAUAUUCAUCAUAAUUUGAUAUAAAUGCUCUAAGAUGGAGAGUAUGAAUUGGAUUAAUUAUACUUAAUUAAAUAAGGAACUUAAGUGGAUGUUUUCCCAUAAAGACGCCUAAUAUCAAAUAGACAUUAUAUGACUUCUUAUGAAAAAAUAAAAGAGUAAUUGCAAGAACAUAUAAUAAAUCUUUAAUAAUUUCGUAGUAACUUUUAUUAAUCAUCAUAAUUAAAUAAUACUGAAGGAUUUCAUCAAUUAAGAGUUGAAUUUGAAGAAUAUUUCGAAAUUAUGAUACAUAAUACUUUUUUACUUAUUCAACAGACAUCUCAAUCUUAAUUUAGACAUGAUUUAGCUAAAAUACUUCUGAAUGAAAAAGGAUAAUAAAUUGAAAGAGAUCGUAAUGAAGCUAAACGUAAAUUAAAUGUCACUUAUUAAGAAAAUACCUCAAAUACAGAUCAUUUGUCUUUUGGAUUAUAAAAGUAAUAUGCUGAUUAAUAUCAUACACCAAUACCUUAAAAAUAAGAUGAUACAUUUAAAUAUUGUUUAGUUUGUAUGAAAUUUGAUGGUUUGACUAAACCAUAUUAUAGAUGUUAACUUUGUGAAAAACUUUUGAAUAUCAAUAAGGUAUUCUUAUGUCCAUUUCCAUGUUUUGAAUUAUUUCAUAGAAAUCCAAGUGAUUUCAUGGUUUGUGAUAUGAAAAUGUUAGAACCACUUGGUGAAGGUGUAUAUUUUAAAAAUGAAUCUACUAUGUAAUUAAUUAAUAAUGGAUAAGAAGAAGAUGCAAAUGGAAAAAAAAGAAAAUAUAAUAAACCUCCACCUAGAACUUUUUGGUCAUUUAAUAAAGAGAUUUACAAAUAAGCAAACAUAAAUGAUGAUCAAAAUCUGAAUGACAUUUUAAAUACUUUUAAAAAACCUCAAGCACCUGCUCCUUCACCUAAUUUAUUAUAACCUAUUGUACCUUAAGAAUAAUAAAAAUAGACAUAACCUUUAGGACACAAAAAGGAUAUGAAAGAUAUAGAUCAUUUAUUAAAUUAAGAAAAGGAGUAAAAAGAUAAAUUAAUAAAGGAAAUGUAAGAGAGAGACAAAUAAUUAUAAGAACAAUAUUUUUAAUAAUAAUAUGAGAAAUAAUUGUAAAAAGAAUAAGAAUCAAAGAAGAGCAAAAAAGCUUAAAAAGAGAGUGAAAAAAAGAAAUAAUUAGAAGAACAACUUAAGAAUGUUAGUCCUCUUGAGAAAUUCAUGGAACAAAUAAAUAAAAGAGCUAAGGUUGAAGAUAUUGAAUGA
Paramecium pentaurelia is the source of this 2208-nucleotide messenger RNA. NCBI's taxonomy places the organism in Eukaryota, Ciliophora, Oligohymenophorea, Peniculida, Parameciidae. The record is from the annotation of a GenBank genome assembly.